This is a messenger RNA of Alternaria incomplexa, 1413 nucleotides long. RefSeq lists its product as uncharacterized. The record is from RefSeq and is a predicted model, not a curated record. Lineage: Eukaryota; Fungi; Ascomycota; Dothideomycetes; Pleosporales; Pleosporaceae. The transcript is spliced from 2 exons. The coding region runs from base 1 to 1413 and encodes 470 amino acids.
AUGGACCCCGUUGCAACACCUCCCAGGAUAUCCAGAGUCGAUUCGCGCUACCGUCACCGAGCGCAAAACGUCCCGCCCCAGAGCGAACCUGUGCCGCAAUCUGAAGAGAAAGAGGAGGAAUCAAGCCAGGAGGACCUUAUCCCUGAACUGAGAGCCAGAGACAGCAUGAGCAGAGGCCAUCGCUUCUUUCACCGUCGUGCUGCGCUAGGCAACACGAAGGUUGUCACUGUCGCCGUCGAAGUAGUCGGGACUGUCGAUACGAGCGGAAGUUUCAUCCCUCAGGAGACUAUGGCGCCCGUCACACCUCAGUCCCCAGAUGCACCUGCACUACCGACUGCUGCAGCAGUCGCAGCGCCUUCACCCGCACCAGCGCCCUCGGUAGCUCCCGCGGCGCAGCAACCAUUGCCCUCCGCUCCCUCACCCGGCACUGCUUCCUUGUUCUCAUCUUCUUCAUUCAUCUCUCUUGACAGCAUCUCGGCGUCAACUGCGACUGACCUGAUUGCGACCAUCGCAGACGCUCCGACUCGUUCGACAUCUUCAUCGGCAUCGCAAUUCACGUCCUCGUCCGACGCACCGUCAUCUUCUCAAACUUCAGCAGAAUCUGCUUUCACUAGCAGUGCCGUCAUCUCCUCGGAUGCUGCGUCAACAACAGCAUACUAUGGUGGUGCCGGUGGGGACGCGUCUGGAACGGCGGCUGCCCCUGCUGCCACCACAGCAGGCAUCUCAGAUGCUGAUGCCGACACCGCUCCUUCUCCACUUGAAACCCCACAGGUCGUCGGAAGUGUAGUGGGCAGUUUGGCAGGCGCUGCGCUCAUUCUCGCCAUAAUACUGCUGCUGCUUAGACGUCACAAGCGGAAGCAGGGCGGUGCUUUACAACUCACUGGCGACGAUCACACCGAUAACAACCAGUCGAUGAGGCAAGCACCCACCACAGCUAGUACUUUGGCUCCUAUCGCCUUCUUGAACCGUUUCUCUGGUUUGUCAGGCAAGACUGCGGAAACCAACCUCAGUGGUGGUGAACGCAGCUUUCAACGGGUGUCAGGGCGCAAGCUUCCUUCCGCCUUCAGCGAGGGCAUGACAUCAGAUCAGUUCUCUCGUGGCGGCACAAUGUCUGGAUCUUCUUUCUACCAAGAUGAACACGGCACAUAUGGCGGUCCCGGCAUGUCAAAAGAGUUUGGCAAGGAGAUCGGUGACAGCCCAACGAACCGAGAGUCAGGACCCAUGAACAUUCGACCCAGCCCAGCCAGGACACCAGUCAUACGGCAUCCUGAUGAUGGCAACCCCUUCUCGGACCGUAACUAUCUCAGUCCGCCACAAUCUCCAAAUCCUGAUGCCCCACCCAGAGGCACUCUUGGAAGAAGUCUGCCUUCGGCGGAUGGAUCCAGGUCAUCUCGGUUUACAGAGAACGUUUGA